Messenger RNA from Colias croceus (clouded yellow), 1167 nucleotides. RefSeq names its product piggyBac transposable element-derived protein 3-like. The transcript has a single exon. The record is from RefSeq and is a predicted model, not a curated record. Lineage: Eukaryota; Metazoa; Arthropoda; Insecta; Lepidoptera; Pieridae. Bases 1 to 1167 code for a protein of 388 amino acids.
AUGGAUAUGAGGAAACAGGACAAGCUUUGGAAAGUUCGUCCUCUAUUAGAUAGAAUUCUCCAAGGCUGCAAAGCACAAGGGAGGCAGCAGAAAAUUUCUAUAGAUGAAAUGAUCAUUCCAUUUACUGGGGCCUGUCCAAUACGACAGUAUUGCCCUGGCAAGCCCCAUCCGACUGGUAUGAAAGCUUUUGUUUUGGCCAAUCCAAAUGGUCUUGUUUGCGAUUUAACUAUUUACCAAGGAAAAGAGACUUUUGCAUAUGAUAACCAAUUUCAUUUAGGUGAAAACGUUGUACUUAAACUUACUGAAUCUUUAGUGCCUGGUCAUUUGAUUUAUUUUGAUAGAUAUUUUACUACGGUUAGAUUGGCAGACGAACUUGCUAAAAGAGGCUUAAAAUGUACUGGAACUAUAAUGAAAAAUCGCGUGCCAAAAGAAGUAAUCAAUAAAAUAGACGAUGAUAAAACUUUAAUGAGGAAAGGAAGAGGGAGUUGUGACGUACUAGUCCGAAAUGAUGGGGAGGUGGCAUUCACUAAAUGGAUGGACAAUAAAUCUGUGUUACUGCUGUCCACUAUUCAUGCUGCUGAAAAUUUUGAUGACUGUAGAAGAUACAACAGAUCAACAAGACAAUACUUAUUUGUUUCACGUCCCGAAGUUAUAAAAGAGUAUAAUAGCAAUAUGGGCGGAGUAGAUUUAACCGACAGAUUAAUAGCAGUAUGCCCAAGUAGAGCACGAACUCGUAAAUGGACCGUAAGGUUCAUAUCCCAUUGCUUGGACUUAUCUAUCACGAAUUCAUGGAUUAAAUUUAAACAAGAACAGAUAGAAAAAGGUAUCCGUAGACAUAAAAUAGUACAACUUAGAGAGUUCAAAAGACUGAUAGCAGAAAGACUAAUAGAAGAGAAUCUCUACAGAGAGGAUGAUUUGCUGGAUGAUAGUGGUGAACCGGAGGAAAGAAGAAACGUAAAAAAGAGGCGUCCGCCAAUAGUGCCUUUGCCUUCUAAAUUGAGACGAAAGCAUGGCACUGAUCAUUUACCAGAAAUGUUAACAACUCAGAGUCGUUGUAGAAAUGAAGGAUGUUCUAAAAAAACAUCAGUAAAAUGUUUAGGAUGUAAUCUGUCGCUUUGCUUAACAGCAAAACGAAAUUGCUUUAAGCUAUUUCAUAAUUCUGAUUAA